AUGCCGCCCCAGGUAUGGGCAGUUCUUCCUUUGGCGCCAAUGAUUCUGAUGGUCCUGUUGGCGCCAAUUGGCGCCUUCGGCAGUUCUUUCUUUGGUGCCUUCGGCAGUUCUUCCUUUGGCGCCAAUGGUUCGCACGAAUGGUCCCGCUGGCGACCAGAUGCUCCUGAUGCAGUAGAGUUGGAGCUGAUGUCAAUGCCUCUGUUCGAAAAAGGCACUGGUGCUGUAGUCUUGGCUAUUCCACUCGCGCUGGAAACGUCCAGCGAUGCGGCAAUUCUGUCUGCAGGCGGACAUCUGGCCAGAGCACCACGGCCAGAGUUAGCCGCGAUGCGCGCACCGGUGCAAGCACCGGUGGAAGAUGGCGAUCCAGGCAACCUAGAGCAAGGAAGCCACCACAGCCUGACAGAGAGUACUGCCAUAUCACUGCCCCGACAGCCGUACAGGAUUGGAGCUGGAGGUCGGAGCGAGAGUGCUGGGAGUUCCUGUGCACUUCGGCCGGGGGAGGUGUCGCCAGUAACGCAAGACUCUGGUUUCGGAACGCCACCGCCUGCAGUGUGCGGCUUCCGGGCAGACAGCAGGCAUGGUCCAGCUCCUUCGGCUCCCCGGUGCCGUGCUGACAUGAACUCGGCAUGGGAGGUUGCUGACAGGCUGCAGACGCAGGGUGUGAUGCCUUCCCCUGACUGCUUCCGCAAGCGUUUGAACGCCCUUGUAUCAAGGGAGGAGGAGGAGGAAUCCUUCCUGGGGCUCCCUGGAGGGUGGCCGCGGGUCCGUGCGCGGGCGCCGGGCUCUUCCAGUUCCCGGGAACCGGGAGCUGGGCUUGUCCUCAGCCGGCCGGUGCGCGGACAUCCCGCCGUCGGCCCUGGCCUUAUGAUUAACAUAACCCUGGCCUUUAGUCGAGUACGAUGUUGGCGUGAGUUUCUGUGUGGCACCGAUGAGCUCGGGCUUGGCCUAGAUGCACAUUUGCUUGUAAGGUAUGUAAAACCUGGAGGAUGCGGGCAACGGCCACUUGCAAUUCUAUCUCGCGCCGAAGAUCGACGAGUGAGACCGUAUAUUGUACAGCAUGCACAUGUGGGAGGCACCUUGCUUUGCGUGAGUUGGUAUGUACUCAGUGCCGCCUGCUGGUAG
Messenger RNA from Prorocentrum cordatum, 1122 nucleotides. Lineage: Eukaryota; Dinophyceae; Prorocentrales; Prorocentraceae. The record is from the annotation of a GenBank genome assembly.